This is a messenger RNA of Cucurbita moschata (crookneck pumpkin), 1092 nucleotides long. RefSeq names its product ER membrane protein complex subunit 3. NCBI's taxonomy places the organism in Eukaryota, Viridiplantae, Streptophyta, Magnoliopsida, Cucurbitales, Cucurbitaceae. The transcript is spliced from 8 exons. Gene Ontology annotation, cellular component: EMC complex; membrane. The coding region runs from base 117 to 857 and encodes 246 amino acids. The record is from RefSeq and is a predicted model, not a curated record. Gene Ontology annotation, biological process: protein folding in endoplasmic reticulum.
CAACAGUCUUAACCCUCUCCCUUCCGCGACGGACAAAACAUCAAACAUUCCAGUUGUGAAGCCCUCUUGGCCUUCGUAGUUCGAUUCUCAACGGAGCUCGCAUAUCGGAUCCAGUCAUGGCGGAAGAUCUAGUUCUCGACACUGCCAUCAGAGAUUGGGUGCUGAUUCCGCUCUCCGUGGUCAUGGUUCUCAUCGGAGUUCUCCGCUACUUUGUCUCCAAGCUUAUGCGCUCGUCUCCAGUCCCCGAUGCCAAAGUCGUACGAGAAGGGCAAAUCGUACUUAGGGCUCGGAAUUUACGAUCUGCUGCUAAUUUUAUUCCCCAGAAGUCGUUUCGAUCCCGCAGAGUUUAUUACGGCAACGAGGAGAACGGACUGCUCUUUGUUCCCAAAGGCCAGGCCCAAAAUGCACAAGCACAGAUGUUUUCGGAUCCAAACAUGGCAAUGGAUAUGAUGAAGAAGAAUCUCUCCAUGAUUAUACCUCAGACCCUAACUUUUGCGUGGGUCAACUUUUUCUUCUCCGGAUUUGUAGCAGCAAAAAUACCCUUUCCACUGACUCAGAGGUUCCGGUCGAUGUUACAAAAUGGGAUUGAUUUGAGUACUGUGGAUGUCAGCUAUGUCAGUAGCCGAUCAUGGUACUUUCUAAAUUUGUUUGGAUUAAGAGGUUUAUUCAGUCUCAUUCUGGGAGAAGAAAAUGCAAUGGAUGACACACAGAGAAUGAUGCAAAUGUCUGGUUUUGGCAUGGACCCAACAAAGGGGUUGAGUGCCGAGAAAGACAACUUAGAUAUAGUGCAGCAUGAAUGGGUCUUACCCAAGUUUGAGCAUCGCGCUGAAGCUGUGUUGAGAAAGAUCAUCAGCUGAUCGGUUUCUCUGUCACAGGUCUUCUACUAGUAAAUUUUCUCUGGUUGUUACGAGUUAGAUACUUUUUUUUUGAGAUUAUUGUGAAACAUAGAAAUCUGUUUUUAUCAACCAUGGAUAUUGUAACACUAAAUUAUUUUUAGACAACUAAUAGGAUUUUUCCAAGUCAUGCACAAUCAAUUCUUAUAAGGACACCGUUUAAAGAUGGAAUGCAAUAAUGACGUUGAAAUUUGCUGGA